Heterobasidion irregulare TC 32-1 is the source of this 3406-nucleotide messenger RNA. RefSeq lists its product as uncharacterized. Lineage: Eukaryota; Fungi; Basidiomycota; Agaricomycetes; Russulales; Bondarzewiaceae. Bases 1 to 2691 code for a protein of 896 amino acids. The record is from RefSeq and is a predicted model, not a curated record. The transcript is spliced from 2 exons.
AUGUCGCAUCCUCACGCCUAUACCCUAGGCCUCGCCUCCCUCCAGGACGACGACGACGACAUCUGCCCCGUCUGCGAGGGCGAGUGCACCUGCAACUCCAUCAUCUCUCACCCCGCCCCUCCCCCUCGCCCAUCCAUCAUCUCCUCCUCCUCCUCCUCCACCACCACCACCACCACCACCUCCCUACCCACAACCGCCCCCUCCGCCCUCUCCUCCUCCUUCGCCCCCCUCAAAAUAAAACUCACGGUCCCCCCCAACGUCCUAGCCCGCGCCCGCCUCGCAUCCUCAUCCACAAAGAAACCCAACGCAGCCCGGCACACCGAUGCCCCCGCCCAGCCCCCAAAGCGCCGCGGCCGUCCCCCGAAAGCCCCCGCCACUCCCAAACCCAAACCGCCCCCAAAAAAAUCCAAGCACAAAGACACGAUCGGGAAGCCCGCCAGGCGCGCGGCCGCCAGCGACGACGAGUACUACCCGGCUGGCACCGGCCCGUCCCCCGCGAUCCGCAAGGACGCGUUCCCGACCCCAUCUCUCCAUCAGCGAGGCGACCCGCACGAGGACGCGAAUGGCGCGGACGACGCCCAGUCCGUCCAAUUUCCCACCUUCGUCUCCGCCGAGUCGUCCUCCAGCGACAGCUCGAGCUCCGACGGCGACUCGGACUCCUCCGACUUCUCCACGGACUCGUCCAUCCAGGACGAGGAGGAGUCCUUCAUUCGCGACGAGGAGCACCACCAGUCUCACGGAUACGACAAGGCCCGUGUGAAAAGGGAACUGCUCGGCGACGGAGCGCCCAAACGGAAAGAGCGCCGGACAAACUGGGAAAUUCGCCCCCGGAAGAAGAGCGUCGGUCUCAGCGGCGACGAGAUGGACGUCGAUAGCAGCGACGACGAGACCGAGGACGAUGACGCAGAGGAGGAGGAGGAGGAGGAUGCCGAUGAGGAAGAUAACGAGGACGAUGACGCAGAGGUGGAUGGCGAGGACGACGCGGCGAGCAUCACGUACGCCGGGAUCGCUACCGGCUGGUCCGAGGAUGAGGAAUCCAGUUUCGACGCGGAACUCUUCUUCGCAGGCUUGACAGAUUCCGACUCGGGCGCCGAUGGCGUCGAAGCACGCGAUGAUGACGGCGACGAGACCGUCGACGAAGACGAUGACGACGUCCUCGCGUUCAAUGCCAUGGCCCUCGCCGCCCAGACCGUCUUUGACGUCACCGAAGGUUGGGAUGGUUCGAUGAUCUUCACCAACGGGCUCAAGGACGGCCAGGGCCUGCUCGAUUUCGACUUUGAGGCCAACGCCGCGCAGCUCCUCGACGCCGGCACCAGCGACGGCGACGACGAAGACACGGACGUACAGAUGUCCGACGUGGACGGCACUGCCGAUGGCGAAGACGAAGAGGACGGCUUGGAGGUCGACAGCGACGGCGAGACCACGGACGAAGAACUCGUCGACGAGCGCGGCCUGCCCACUGCCCGCGCGAUGCGCCUCUUCCGCCCGCCGACCACGCCCUGCGCCAUCGAUCCGAUGUCCACGAUGAGCCCCGGCCCGCGCCCCCGUUCUGCCGCUUAUCUCGACCAUCGCGACUCGCCCAAGCCCGCGGACAUCCUCGCCGGGCGGGUGUUCAUGGACGUCAGCGAAGACGAUGACGCCGAUGACGACGCGCUGCCCGUGAGCGAUGUCGCGAGCUUGACGCUCAGCCCUCAGCUGGAGCGGGGCGCGCCGCGCCCGCCGAUGAUGGGCACGUUCGCCACGGACAAGAGCGAUACCCUCCGGAGGGCGGUCGUCGAUGGCUCGCGGUGUCCUGUGCCGAGCCCCUUCCCCAGGCAUCGCAGGCGCAACCCAUCGGUGUCGUGGUCUGGACGUAGCAUGAGUGGGAGCCGUGACCGCUCCCUGUCCCUCUCCUCGCUGUCCCACGUGCCCCAGUUCACCUCCUCCCCCUCGCCCUUUGGCCACCUCCCCCUCUCCGACGAUCCCACGUCCCACACCUCCGAUCUCCCCCUCGGCGCGCCCAUCGACCUCGACGACGUCCUCGACGCGUCCAUGCUCGACUCCGAUCCGUUCGAUCCUCAGUACCUCGACUCCCUCCCGUCCAGCGCGUUCGCCGACGGAGAGGCCAGCACCGCCGAGGACGACGGCACGCGGCACUUGCAGAACCUCAGCCGCUGGGAUCGCAUCCCGAUGGGCACGUUCCGCCGCACGCGCGAGGCCGGGCUCGCCGAGAGCGGGAGCGAGCUCGCGGCGUACGGCGGGAUCAUCCGGAGCAGCCCGUUCAGCGGCAUGCUCUGGCAGGACAAGGGCGCGGGCGCGGGGUCCGGCUCCGGCUCUGGGUCGCCCGCCGCGAAGGUCAAGGGCGCGCGGAGGCGCGGCAAGCGCCGUAUGGACGUCGUCAUCUCGCCCGUGAUCCUGCCCGUGCGCGAUCGCGACGGCGACCGCACGCCAACGGGGACCGGCAACGGGAGCGGCAACGGCAAUGGCCAGAACGGGGGGUACACGCCGCCGCCCGCGCGCCCGCGCAAGAGCACGCGCAAGGAGAAGAUGCUGAAGAAGAAGAGCCUGAUGGGCGCCGCGGCGGGCGGGCGGCGGCAUCAGCAGCAGCAUUAUCACCACCACGGGCACCAUCCGAACGCGAAGGGCCGCGCGGCGGGGAGCGUGCAGCGCGCGGGCUUUUUUGGUGGUUCGGUGCCGCCUUUGAGCUUAUGAGGGGUCGGGGUGGGGGGCGGUAAUGCGGGCGGUGGUCGUUGAUCGUUCGUCCGAGUCGUGGUUGCAUCGCAUCGCAUCUAUGCGGGUCUGGUCGUCCGGGCUCGUGCUGUCGUUCGUCGUUCCCCAGUCGCCAAUGUUUUGAAAUAGGGUCCUGGUCUGUCUCUUUUUUCUCUCUCUCUUUCUCUUUGUUGCCAUCUGUAUCUGGGCCGUCCGGAAAAAGUCGCACGCGUGCGAACGCUCUUCCUUCCUUCCUUCCUUCUCAUCCCAUCCCAUCCCAUCCCAUUCCAUCCCACUCAAUCAUGAUAAUGUCGCCCCACCCGAAGUGUGUGCUGUUUCCUUUUUUUUUUGUUCCUUCAUCUCUUGCAUCCAUAUCCCUCCCAUCCCAAUCGCCUGCUUGUUUUAACGAACCCACUCCCAUUCUCGAUCCACUCCCCUAGUCCCACGUAGCAUACAAACCACGCCGAAGCGAGUUAGUCCUUCGCGUUGUACUGUACUUCGCGUCUAUGACUCUAUACAUAUAUCAGACCCCCCUCGUCUCGUCCCUCUCUCUUGUCUCCAUUUGCUCUUCCUCGUAUUUGGGGGACGUUUGUCUGUCCGCCUGGACCCACUUGUCACUACGCGUCGAACGGGGCAGGUGCCCAUGGCCAUGCGGUAAUUUUCUGUACUCGGGCGCGCUUAGGUAGUUUGUGCGCAAUCAAAAUUCUCUAUACAGGUU